AUGUCCACUCGAUCUACGACGGAAAUGCACUGGGUGGGCCGUUAUACACUGUUCAAAUCCCGUGGGUAUGCCCUUCGACCACGGCUCGACCCCGACUGGGUGCCGUCGUGGGUGGCAGACCCGUGCAUUAACCCCGCUUACGCAGAGGACUACUAUCCCAUUCGUAUGUGGCGUCAGCUCCAUGUCAUGGAUGGUCGCCGCAUCUCAGACGGCAAACACAUCAUGUUCAAAAAGGUGAAGACAUCGUCGUCGGAGCUCGAGAUCGCUACAUAUUUCUCCUCGGAAUCCCUGCGCAAGGAUCCAUCCAAUCACUGCGUUCCCAUCCUGGAUGUCAUCGUUGACGAGGAAAACCCGUCGUGGUGUUAUAUGGUUAUGCCGUUUCUCCGGCAUAUUGACAAGCCGGAGUUUGACACCAUCGGAAGCAUUCUUGAUGCUGUCGGCCAACUUCUUCAGGGGUUGGUGUUCAUGCACUCCCACAAUAUAGCUCACCGGGACGACAUGUAUGACAGUUUGAGGUUUGAAGCCCCUACCAUGUUCCCGAACAGUUCCCAUCCUUUCUCGGAUAAAUAUCCCAGAGUCCCAAGAACCGAUCGAUGGUCACGGCGCUCUAAAGCCGAUGUUACAUACCAUUUCAUCGACUUCAGCACAUCAAUCCGUGUCCCACAGGUGUCCAAGCGAUCCGAAUCAAUUCCGCAUGAUCCUUUCAAAGAAGGUAUAAUCGUCGAUGUUUCUCAGUAA
Epithele typhae is the source of this 738-nucleotide messenger RNA. RefSeq lists its product as uncharacterized. The coding region runs from base 1 to 738 and encodes 245 amino acids. NCBI's taxonomy places the organism in Eukaryota, Fungi, Basidiomycota, Agaricomycetes, Polyporales, Epitheliaceae. The record is from RefSeq and is a predicted model, not a curated record. The transcript has 4 exons.